UGCCAUUCGAGCAACUCGAAAGAUUGGAGUGCAUCGCUCCUGCCCUUCACGCACACUGCCACUUCGCGAGAGCCCUUCCCUAGGAAUACUAUCCUCGACACUAUCCCGUCGACGCGAUCCCGAUGAACGGCCGAACCGCAGUCAUCGCAGCCGCAGCCGUCACCAUCCUCGGCGGCCUCUACUUCUUCUCCACGCCUUCCUCGAGCAGCUUCAGCAUGUCAACCUCACCAUCCGCCUCUUCCGAAGUCCCCGGUCUAGAGUUCAAGCUCUCGCAAAUCUCGCGAAGUCCGCCGUCGCUCCUGGUCACCCUAAAGAACAACAAUCCGGAGACACCCUUCACAAUCCUGAAAUGGGGCACGCCGCUGGAUCCCCAAGCCUCAAACCUCGGCGUCUUCAAGCUCGUUGACGCAGAGUCUGGAAAAGAGGUGCCAACAGACAUCAUCAAGAUCGCAAGGAAGAUGCCGCCCUCGCGGGAGGACAUGGUGACCGUCGCGCCAGGCACCGAAGAAGCAACCGAAGUCGUCUUCGACAAGCCGUGGAUGCCAAACAAGAAGCCGGCCAAAUACAAGGUCAAAGCCGAGGGCGAAUUCAUGGGCGUCUGGGACAAAUACGGCGGGGAUGUGCAGGAGAGCGAUAUGGAAGCAUACACGGACAGCCCAUUAAGCGGGCGCGCAUUCAAAAGCAACGAGCAAGUCAUGUUGGUGGAUUAAGACCUUCUAAACAUCAAUGCCAUCUUCAUCCUGUACAUUCUCCGCUCUUGCCCUGUUUCCCCCGAGAAAUCAAGACGUUACCU
Messenger RNA from Trematosphaeria pertusa, 793 nucleotides. RefSeq lists its product as uncharacterized. The record is from RefSeq and is a predicted model, not a curated record. The coding region runs from base 123 to 710 and encodes 195 amino acids. The transcript has 2 exons. NCBI's taxonomy places the organism in Eukaryota, Fungi, Ascomycota, Dothideomycetes, Pleosporales, Trematosphaeriaceae.